Seminavis robusta is the source of this 2004-nucleotide messenger RNA. Lineage: Eukaryota; Bacillariophyta; Bacillariophyceae; Naviculales; Naviculaceae. The record is from the annotation of a GenBank genome assembly.
CAAAGGCUGCUAUGGCUAUCCGAGCAUCCGAGCCAUGCAAACCCAAACCCAACUACUACUCAGGAUGUAGGUAGCGCUCGUGCCUAUAAAACUCACUUCCAAAGGCCAAGAAAGGUUCCCCAAAUUAGCAAGAGUAAGAAGAAGGACGAGCUCGAAUAUUAGAGAUAACUUUCGGUUGUAGUUUUCUUCAUCAUGAGUACCAUGGAUAAGGUCAACUCCCUGAGCUCAUCUCCCAAAGGAUUGUGGAUGUCGGUUGUGGUAUGGAUGUUCCUGCUCUACCUUCAGAUUCCAACAACGAUGACACGAGGCUAUUACAAGAUUGUAUUGGGCAAGAAACUGGCUCCUCCUGGACACCUUUCUCGACCAAGAUUGAUCCCACGAGAGGAACGUGUUGUGUUUCCUUCGCCUACCUUUGAUGAGAUUCUAGCCGAGAUUGAAGGAGAAGAAGAAGAGGAGGAAAUGGUCCCAUAUCCAAAUGAAGACAACAAUAGCACUGAGGAUGAGGAGGAAGAAGAAGAUCCCUGUCCGCACGGCCUGGCCUUGGUGACUGGAGCCACGGGCAGUGUGGGUAGUUUGGCCACCAAAAUGCUGCUGGAACAAGGAUUCUGUGUCCGCCUCUUUGUCACUGACAGUCACAAACAAGCCAAGAAGAAACUUCAAAGCUUGUUUGAUGAGAACGACAAUCACACGUCCUUUUUGGAAAUGGUCGAGGGCAACUUUGGUGAUGGUUCUCUCAACGAUGCAUUAAAUUCGGUCACACACAUUCUCUUUGCUGCCACCAGCCAUGGAAAGUCUUGGCAGGCAGUGCAUCAUCACGGGGUGGCCGAAUGUGCUGCGGCUGCGGCCCAAGUUGGAACCGUCCAAUCCAUGGUGGUAAUGAGUGCCGCAUGGGUCAGCAAACCGUAUUCCAUCGGAUCCAUCCUCUACAACAGUUGGUAUGGAGAUCUUGCCUCGGCGCGUCAUUAUCAAGGAGAAGAUGCUCUGCGGUCCAUUGCUGUGCAGCAAGAAGACUAUGUGGACAGCAGCUGUUAUGAUGACUAUGACACUGCUAGCAAUCAGACCUGCACUCAACGAGUCACGGCACCACUCAACUAUGCCAUUCUUCGGUCUGGGCGCCUGGAGCAAGAUGGAAUCUAUGAUGACGAACAGCAGGGCAUUGAACUCUCCCAAGAGGAUUCCUUUGAUUUCUUUGGUAAAACCGGAACAGCUCCUGGCAUGAGUCAUUCGCAACUGGCCCAAGCCGCCGUGGCGGCAUUGCAUGUGCAAGGAAGGUACACGGUCGAAGUGACCCGUGGAGAGGCUGAUCCGAAGGAAACUACUACACUGUUCAACAUGCUCGUUCAAGACAAUGACAGCUUGUACUACGCCAACCGCACCGUCACUGUUCAAGACGUCGAAACCGUUCAUGCACAGGCAGUGGCAGACUUUUUCAACAUCCUCUGGACGCUCUUUGUUGGCACCUGUCUGCUUGUAUUCAUUCUGGGAGUCCCACAUGGCCUUUGCUUAUCCAUGACACUGUACAUCUUUACCAUUCUGCUGUGGACGUGGCUCUUGUCCGGUCGUGCCGUUUGGGACUGCCUGGAAUCUGGAUUGCAGCCCAGGAAUGUACCCUUUGUCAUGAAGAUGCCGGGUUUGUCCUUGUUCAUGGGAAUUGAUCAAUCUUAAGAUGUGCUCUGUAUGUGGGUGUAGCAUUCGUUGCAGCAGCUACAGUUCCAAUCCCAACCUUCCAACCAGGCUUCCAGUUGCUCUUUCCCCACUGUUCCACAGAGCAUACCGGUAGUACAUUAUUCUACAAUCAUGAUAGACACUUCACAAUAACUGAAUUCAAGACUCUGCAAAGUUUAUUCCAAUUACCGUGCGAUAGAUUACCACGAGUUGCGCACGAGUUUUUCAGUGCUAGCACUGUUCUAGUGGCCUACUAGCAACAAAAGCUCUACUAGCAACAAGAGCUCCACGCAAAGCAGACUAUAGUAGCAUUAGCUCUAACAGCGUGUUAUGACAAAG